CUCGGAUGCCGGUUUUUAGUGUACGGUCAGUCCGGGGCAGAGCGCCAAUGAAGGUGCACGUGAGUCGCGCGCGGAGCUCAGGCGCACGCGAUCGCGAGUGUUCGAAUCACGUUUGAAUUUAGAAAUAUUGGAUUUGUUUUUUUUUGUGCCAGUGACGAUGAGGUGUUUAGUGUUGUUGUUUGUGGUGGCGGUGUGCGCGGGGGCGGCGGCGGCGGCGGCCGGGGCCUCCUGUGCCGCGGCGGAGGAGUACUUCGCGACCCACAACGUAUCAGCUGAUGACAGCGAUAUUCCAGGUCCCACAUGCGGCGGGCACUGCUGCGGGCGGGGCCGCGAGGGCGCGCUGCGGGCGGCGCUGCGGCGGCACGUGGGGACCCGGGCUGCAGCCUCCACUCGCCCCGUGGCCGACCUGCUGCUGGCCACCAGGCGGACUCUUCAAGAGCACCUGACGGAGCUGUCUCACCAGUCACAGAACAAGACGGCGAUAUUCUUCACGCAGAUGUACAAGGGGUACGCGUCGCGCGCGCUGGGCCCGCUCGCCACGCUGUUCCAGGACAUCCGGCUGGUGCUGUCGUCAGCCGCGGGGGAGGACUUCGAGGCGCCGCCGCCGCGGGACCUCGCCCAGAGCGCAAGGAAGUUCUUCGGGGGCGUGUUCCCGGUUGUCUACCACCACGUGCUGAAGCUCGACGGCAAGUGGUUCACUCCGGAAUACGAGGCCUGCGUGUGGGACGUGUACGAGCUCGCGCAGCCCUUCGGUGAAGUUCCACAUCAGUUCGGCGGUUCCCUCUCGCGGUCGCUAGAGGGCGCGCGCUCGCUGCUGCAGGCGCUGGCGCUGGGCGCGGGCGCGCUGGCGGCCGGGGAGCAGGUGCUGGCGCGCGGCAGUGACGACGCGUGCGGCGCCGCGCUGCUGCGCGCUGCCGGCUGCUCGCACUGCCGCGGACACGGCGCCAGGCCGUGCCGGAACUACUGCUUGAAUGUCGCGAGAGGCUGCAUCGGCUCGCUGGUCUCCGAACUGGAGGCGCCGUGGGCGGGCUACGUGGAGGGUGUGGAGCGGCUGGCGCGCGCCACCGACGCCGACGCCGCCCUGCGCGCGCUCGACACGCGCGUGUCAGAGGCCGUCAUGCACGCGCUCGAGAACCACGCCGUGCUGGUUAAGAAGGUGCGUCAAGAGUGCGGCGCCCCGUCCACCACGGCAGACCCUCACUCCGCGCCGCACGUGACCUCCCCCCCCUCGCGCCGCGACGUCCUCCGCGCCCCCCCUCCCGACACCCAGCUGCUCCAGUUCGCCGCCACCCUGGCUGCCAACAAGAAGCUGUUCGCGGCCGCCGCCGAUAGCUUGUGUGAUGAGGAUCUGGCUGAUGAGGAUAAUGAGGGCUGCUGGAAUGGAGAUAGUGUUGGCAUGUACACCAAGGCGCUGGUGGCGUCCUCGUCGCUCAGCGACCAGCGCUACAACCCGGAGGUGGCCGGCGGCGCGCCGCAGGACCCGCAGGUCGCCGUGCUCGCCGACAGGCUGCGACAGGCCAGACAGGUGUUGAUCUCGCACACGUCGGGUGGCGCGCCGGUGGCGGAGUCGUUCAUGCAGGGGGACGAGGCGGGGGACGGGGACGGGGCGGGGGGCGAGGGCUCGGGCUCCGGCCGCAGCGCUGACGACGACUACGACGCGGAGGGCUCGGGCGAUGAGGGCUCCGGACACGGCAUCGAAGGAGACACGCGCACAAGGAACUACCCGAUCGACGCGAGUGAGCCGAAGGUGGCCGGGUCCCGCGCAGCGCCCGCCCCGCUCGCCGCCGCCUGCACCCUGGCCCUCCUCGCCGCCCUCAGCCGGACCCUCACCUAAGAGCCAGGCUCUAGAACUUUCCACUAAGGCCGAGCGCCUAGUCCCAUAUCAGUGUAAAGUGUCGCCGGACUUGAGUUAUGAACUUAGUGCAACUUCGCGCCGCCGCGUCCGAGUGCGGGCCACUCCGCCGCUAGUCCUCAUGGAGACGUGAACAUGUGCACUUCAUGCUUCCGUCAGCACAUCAACUGAACGCCGAAUCUCGUUCUCAUGCAGCAUAAUGUUAAACCUGUGUAUAAUUUCACGCAUUUAUCACAACUAUUUUAAAUGAAGUCUGCAAUGUACUCACUACAUAUCACUUUGUUUACUUCGUUUUGUAGAUAAUUUAGACCUUGAUGUCGAUCUAUCGGAAAAUCUUUACAAUGUUCACUUAUCUGCAUUUAAAGUUUUUAAACGAUUUAUAUAAUUUUAUUGACAUUAUAGUUGAAGUAUUGUAUUUAUUUAAAACGAGAAUAUCGUUAGGUAUUAGCUGAUUGGCAAUAAAUUGAAGUUUUAGUAAUGUUUAGGCAAAAGUGAUAUCUGAAAAUAAGAAUUGAGUGUACAGAGAUGUAAAUACCUUUUAACCUACAACAAGUCUAGGUGCUUAGCUAGUAAAUGUUAUUUUGUUGCCAUAUUAAUAUUACGAAUAUUAAUUUAUAUUACCUAAUUAAGUUCUACAAUAUAUUAUUAUUCUAUCUAUAUUAUGUGAUACAAAUUAAGUAAUUUAGUUCAUGCACUGAAAUACAGACCUUUCAUAUUUAUUGUAUUUGUUUGCAAAGUGCAUUAGGAUUAGGUAAGUAAUAAUAAAAAAAUAAAUUAAGCAAAAUACAAAUGUAACAUUUUAUCACUAUUUAGAUACCAGUUAACUCCAUGUACAAGGCCUAUUUCAAUGAAUGUACUGCUUUAUUUAUAUACUUACCUGCCACAUACAUAGUUAACUAUCUGGUAAAUAUAGGUUGGUACAUACUAUAGAGCUGUACAAUAUUUUACUCUUCUGCAAGGUUUCUAUCAGUUCUAAAUAAAUUAGAAACAUAUACUAGUUACUUUUAUAAGCCAGAAUCAAACAAAAUAGGAGUACUAUAAUGAUUUGUAAAUUGCUUUAAACGAUAGAAAUUUAAUAUAAUAUUUGCCAUCAUGUAAUGGUGGAAGUGUGGGAGAUUCUGUAAAUGUAUUUAGAUGAUACCGGGAUGCCGCGGCGAGUGUGGACCAGUGAGAUAUGAAUUAUUUAUCCGGGAAAUGGAAUAGACAUGUCAAAUGUGUGGAUUGUGAACCGUGACGGUGAACCAGCGGUGAACGCAUGUCCAAGCUGACUCUGAAAUAGAAACUUUGUGUACCUAUCCAAACACCUAGGUAUUUUUUAUAUAUUUCUUCUUCUUUCUCUCGAAAGUAAAAUAUGUUUUCAAAUCUUGACUUCUGUAAUAGACAAUUUAGCACAAAGUUUACAUAUUACCUAUGUAUUUUACUAUAUUGUUCAUACGAGAUGUAUUUUAAUGUUUUAUCGUGUAUUUCAUAUUCUUUCCCAUAACUACACUACAGCUCCAAAAAUAUGGCUAACAUAUUUCUAAAAUGGAUUGUAUUGUAUGUUGAUAAUUAUAAUUAAUUUUAAUAAUUCCCGGAAUAUAUUAUUAUUGUAAAUAUUGUUGAAGCGAUGAGUGUGAUUGAAUCAAUUGCUGUUAUAUCUGAGUAUAUCUUGAAAUAAACUCUGUAACAUAAAUA
Molecule: messenger RNA, 3526 nt
Organism: Plutella xylostella (diamondback moth)
Lineage: Eukaryota; Metazoa; Arthropoda; Insecta; Lepidoptera; Plutellidae
Gene: dally
Product: division abnormally delayed protein
Biological process (GO): regulation of protein localization to membrane; cell migration; positive regulation of canonical Wnt signaling pathway
Cellular component (GO): cell surface; plasma membrane; extracellular region
Source: RefSeq, a predicted model, not a curated record